AUGUCAAAGAGCGGAGCACUCCUCGAAGAGCUGGUUGUAUCAUGCCGUAUCCUCGUCGCCCAUGACAUCCUACAGGAUAGCGGGAGCAUUUCGGUGCGCAAUCCUCGCAAUACAUCGUCGUUUAUUGUCAACGAUCUUCCGGCAGCCCUAACAACUAGCGUCGAGCAUCUUCGAGAAAGAAGUAUUGCUGACGGUAGCCUGAUUCCGCAAGUGGCUCAGAAUACAGACGACACGAGGCCAGAGGUCGCAUUUACGGAGCCACUGGUGCACAGUAGUAUCUAUGCCCGGUAUGCGGAUGUACAGUGUGUCAUCCAUUCGCAAAGCUCCAACUCUAUUAUCUACGGUCUCUGCAACGCUGUGGGCAGCAUGUUGCUACCAGCACAUAACAAAGCGGGCUUCCUGGCCAAGCAUUGCCCGAUAUUCAACCCCGCCGAUUUUUAUAAUGCCCUCCCAGAUUCAUCUCCUCGAGAUCUGCGUAUAUCUCAUUCGACACUGGGCGAAGCCAUGGCAGAGCGAUUAUUGAGUCACGAUAAUUACAUUAGCAAUGGACCGCGUCAUCUACCGGAUUACGGCUGUAUCCUCCUCCGAGGAAACGGAAUGGCAGUAUGGGGACGAUCUCUAUACGAGACGGUGCACAAGGCGAUUCAUUUCGAGCGGAAUGCCUUCAUCCAAACCGCAGCCAUGUUACAGCGUACACACUCCGAUCUCGAGGUGACAUACCUGACGGAUCGCGAAGCUGAGGACAGUGAGGAAAAGGCAUUGCAGGAGAGUGAGAUCUUAUGGAGGGCAUGGGCAGCUAAGGUUGGUGCCUAUGAUGGCGCCGCAUGA
Messenger RNA from Cyphellophora europaea CBS 101466, 828 nucleotides. RefSeq lists its product as uncharacterized. The transcript has a single exon. NCBI's taxonomy places the organism in Eukaryota, Fungi, Ascomycota, Eurotiomycetes, Chaetothyriales, Cyphellophoraceae. The record is from RefSeq and is a predicted model, not a curated record. Bases 1 to 828 code for a protein of 275 amino acids.